Molecule: messenger RNA, 927 nt
Organism: Eubalaena glacialis (North Atlantic right whale)
Lineage: Eukaryota; Metazoa; Chordata; Mammalia; Artiodactyla; Balaenidae
Gene: PIGF
Product: phosphatidylinositol glycan anchor biosynthesis class F
Exons: 6
Coding region: 89-748 (219 amino acids)
Biological process (GO): GPI anchor biosynthetic process
Cellular component (GO): endoplasmic reticulum membrane
Source: RefSeq, a predicted model, not a curated record
CUGUCUUAGGUCCAGAUCUGCUUCUGUCAGUUGCGAUUCUGAGGGUGGCCCAGAAAAAUAUCUGAAGAUAGCCACUCAAGAAAACACCAUGAAAGAUAUUGACAUCAAGAGACUACUGUAUGUCCAUCUAUUAUGCAUAUUUUCAAUUAUCCUAAGCAUCUUCAUUCCAUCAUUCUUCUUGGAGAACUUCUCAGUACUGGAAACACACUUGACAUGGUUGUGCAUCUGUUCUGUUUCUGUAACUGCCGUCAAUUUAGUAUUGUAUUUAGUAGUGAAACCAAAUGCAUCUUCUAAAAGAAGUUCAUUAUCGUACAAGGUAACCAGAUUUUUGAAAUGCUGUAUCUACUUUCUUAUGUCUUGUUUCUCCUUUCAUGUAAUUUUUGUUCUAUAUGGAGCACCACUAAUAGAGUUGGCGUUGGAAACAUUUUUACUCGCAGUUACUUUGUCCACUUUUACUACUGUACCUUGUUUAUGUUUGUUAGGACCAAACUUCAAAGCAUGGCUAAGAGUUUUCAGUAGAAAUGGGGUUACAUCCAUUUGGGAGAAUAGUCUCCAGAUCACUACAGUUUCUAGUUUUGUAGGAACAUGGCUUGGAGCCUUUCCUAUUCCACUCGAUUGGGGAAGACCAUGGCAGGAAUGGCCCAUCUCCUGCACGCUUGGAGCAACCUUUGGCUACGUGGCUGGCCUUGUUACUUCACCACUCUGGAUAUACUGGAAUAGAAAGAAACUUACAUACAAGAACAAUUAAUUGGAGCAAAGGGAGAAGAUAUUUCUUUGUGCAGAUUCCAUAAAGACUGUGCAGACAUGUAUAUGGUCUAAGCCAGGCAGUUCCACUUAACAGCACUGUUUUUUAUGUAGUUACAACAUGAUGUGAUUGUAGCUUUUUAAACUAUGAAACCCCUGAGAGAUUGUACCUUCUAGUUGAAA